AUGGGAAUACACAAUUUGUUGCCUUUCGUGAAGAAAGCAUGUCGUCAGGGAAAUAUCAGUGAAUUUGCGCAUCAGUCAGUUGCUGUGGAUAUUAGUUGUCUGCUACAUCGAGGAUUGAUUGGCUGUGCUGACAAAGUUGCUCAAGGAUGUGAAACCGAUUUCUAUAUACGCUACGUGCUUAAAUACGUGAAGGCUUUACUCGCAAUUGGUUGUCACGUUAUCCUUGUUUUCGAUGGACAAAUGCUCCCUGCUAAAAAAGAAACUAAUAACUCACGACGCGAGAAGCGUGAUUUUCAUAAACAAAGAGGUGAUUUAUUGAUGAGCGAAGGUAGAGCAAGUGAAGCUUACAAUUGUUUCAAGCGUAGUGCUACAUUGACACCGAAAGUGAUUGAAAAUGCCAUUCAGGCAUUUCGACAUCUAAACAUGGUUGAUGUUAUCGUAGCUCCUUAUGAGUCAGAUGCGCAGCUGACUUUUCUGACUAAAACAAAAAUGGCGCAAGCGGUAGUUACUGAAGAUUCUGAUCUUAUUGCUUUCGGUUGCGAAAAAAUAAUUUUCAAAAUGGAUCCUAAUGGAUCUUGUGUUAUUUUCGAUCAAAGUUUAUUACCAAAAUGUCUGUGUAGGGCACUUGCAGAAAAUUUUGAUUUUGACAAGUUUCGAAGAAUUUGCAUUCUUUCUGGAUGUGACUACUUGCAAGCGGGUCUUCCUGGAGUGGGCUUAAAUAAAGCAGCAGCUUUUUUCGCAAAAACCAAUGGUAGAAAUUUGUACCAGGUUCUACCUCGGCUUCCACGAUAUCUCAACAAAAAUUCCUUAAAAGUGACUAAACAGUUUAUCGACGAUUUCAUUCGUGCCGAAAAUACAUUCCUUUAUCAGAUUGUUUUUGAUCCGGUUGAGAAACGUCAGCGCCCAUUAAAUGAAUAUCCGUUAAAUCAACAAAGCAAUGAAGAUGAUAGGGAAUUUCAUUCAAGUAGCCAAGAAAGCGAUAAUUAUUUUUCUUACGCAGGAAGUAUUCAAUCACCAGAAAUUGCUACAAGUUUUGCCUUGGGGAAUAUCCCUGGCAGUUCUCAAAUUGAACAAAUAACCUUACCUGAAAAUGUGCCUGAUUGGUCCAUUUGGAGUUCCAACUACAAAACUGCAGAAAUGCGACGGAAGGAAAAGUACGACGAGAAAAUCAAAAAAAAAUCAUCUUGUGGUGCAUUUGUGCUUAAAUCGCCUCGACCGCCACCGUUACAUAUUUCCAAUUCUUUAUCGACAAUGGGUUCAAAGAUUUUGGCAAAUAGUUUAGCUGAUGACAACGAUGACUUCGUUUCGUCAGAAAAGAUUAAGGAUUUACAUAAAAAAGUACUGAUGGAAACUUCAAAAACCGAUCAAAUUUUAACAAAAACGGACUAUAAAUUGACAACUGUCCAUUCCAUUGGUGUUACAAAAAGUGGGAAUGGUGCUCGUCGAAAUUGGAAUUGUGAUCGUCUAUUAAAAGAAUUUGCUAUUACAGCAAACGUGUCACAGAAAAAUGAAAACUGUCAUCAUGCUUCGUUUGAAGUACCUGUCAAAAAGCCUCGCAAAACCCUUGAAGAUGACCGUGUUAAUGAAGAAAGCCAUGGUAAUGAAGGUAUCAUACCAGUCAUGUCAGUAAUGGAAACUCCGUUUAAAGCGCCAAGGGGCAGCAUAUUUAGUAGUAAAUACUUUUUGAACAAAGGAUCAAGAACGAGUGGUCUUUCACGGCGCUUACUUUCUUUACGUACUGUACCUGGUGUUUCUCAAACAGAAUUGUCUCAGAUCGAUAGCAGUGGAUCCCAGGAUGUUCCAGAAAAAUAA
Brugia malayi is the source of this 1812-nucleotide messenger RNA. It is a transcript of the gene Bma-exo-1, whose product is annotated as XPG I-region family protein. Lineage: Eukaryota; Metazoa; Nematoda; Chromadorea; Rhabditida; Onchocercidae. The record is from RefSeq and is a predicted model, not a curated record. Gene Ontology annotation, molecular function: 5'-3' DNA exonuclease activity; 5'-flap endonuclease activity; DNA binding. The coding region runs from base 1 to 1812 and encodes 603 amino acids. The transcript is spliced from 15 exons. Gene Ontology annotation, biological process: DNA recombination; mismatch repair. Gene Ontology annotation, cellular component: nucleus.